Molecule: messenger RNA, 3018 nt
Organism: Pleurotus ostreatus (oyster mushroom)
Lineage: Eukaryota; Fungi; Basidiomycota; Agaricomycetes; Agaricales; Pleurotaceae
Exons: 21
Biological process (GO): iron-sulfur cluster assembly
Cellular component (GO): cytosolic [4Fe-4S] assembly targeting complex
Source: RefSeq, a predicted model, not a curated record
AUGGACGACCAGAAUUCCCAAGCCAAAUCUCUACGACUGGUACAGACAUGGAUGGCCGCGACUUCUAAGAAGGAUCAGAUCGUCGGCGACAUUGUAACAGCCGUCUCGAGUGCACAGUUCGCCCUCCUUGAUCUUGUUAAAUCUCUUGGGGGUUAUCUCACCUCCGAGGAAGAUGAAUUACGCACAAAGGGUGUUGGACUUCUGUCGUCCGUGCUACAUCAAGGCAAUCUCACAACAAAUCGCCAGACAGUGCAUGCUUUAACCCUAUUCUAUUGCGGGAAGCUUGAUGACACAGAGACCAUUGUUCCCGCCCUGGACGGCUUAGUUGCCUUGUCCAAGCAGCCAAACCUAUCCUCGGAGGACGCCGUAGCCGUUAUCAGGGCCAUCUUCACGUACGUCAAGAUGAAGGCCCUGGUACAAGCAGUCCGGUAUCAUGUAUUUUCCAUCGUGGACACGUUGCUCACUAAACACAGAAAAGCCCUCCAGGGUCUGGGGACUGAGUUCAUCUCGGGCUAUGUAUCCCUCGCAGAAGGUGAAAAAGACCCGAGGAAUCUACUCGUCGCAUUUGCAAUUGCGCGAGUGUUGCUCAUCGAGUUCGAUGUCUCUCAUCAUGUGGAAAAUUUCUUCAACAUCACUUUCUGCUAUUUUCCAAUUUCGUUCAGACCUCCACCUGGCGAUCCAUACGGAAUAACGGCUGAAGAUUUAAAAUCAAGGUUGAGGUACUACUGCCUGAGCGCUCACCCUUCUUUUGGUCCUCUGGCCAUACCUUUGUUUCUCGAGAAGUUGACGGCAGGCUCCCCGGUCACAAAGCGAGAUACGCUGGAAAGUAUGACCGAUUGCCUGCCCGUCUAUGGCGCGGAGUUCAUCUUCGAACACGCUAAAUCGAUCUGGAAUUCAUUGAAAAUAGAGGUGCUCCAACCAACCGAUCCUUCUACUGAAGCGACUGCUCUCGAUACCAUUAAGUCCUUUAUUCGCGUGAUUUCUUCGACCGAUGCCGGUCAAGCUGCGCCCCUGAGGGAUAUAAUAUACGAGGAAUGCGUUCAAAAGCUGCAGGAACCCGAGAAAAGCCAGGCUAAAGCAUCAAUGAAACUUUUGUGCACCAUGAUGGCAGCUAAUAGUUCAUCGUCCGAGGUCAUCGUCGCCAAAGCUCUCCCUUUGCUCUUCAAACUCUUUAAUGAUCCUACCGAAACUGCCAAUCGACCACCCGUCAUAUUACUGCUAUGCCGGGUAACUGAUGCAUGCCAUGAUGUCACGAUUCUCCUACCUUUCAAGGACGAGCUUAUGGGUGUCUUGAGUGCUGGGUUCGAGUUAUCUACCUGUCGCCAACAAACUCUUGCUCUCCUGCAAGUUAUGUUAGCAAUUCGAGGACUGCUCACUACCGAAGAGAUUGGCUACUUCAUUCGAACGUUAACUGAGGCAUUCCUGCAGCCCAGCGAAACCAACGACGAGUUCAAUGAUCGAAUAGUGACGUUCCUGUCAAUGGUGAAUGAAACUCGGCACUUGGGCGAGACCGCCCUACCCCUCCUAUUCUCCGCCCUCCCCGAUCGCCCUCUAGAACGGGAUGCUGCCGUCGAGCACAGACUAAUCAAAAGAGUGCUUGCUGCUCUUCCUACUCUAUGCACCACUCGCGAGCACUUCGAAACCCUUUACAUUCGCUUGACAACUAAAUUCGAGAUUGUGUUGUUCCCUGUAUCAGGAAAUGAUCUAGUGGACCGCGAAGCCAUAUCGGCUUACGGAUUUGCGUUGCUAAAGGCAUUAUCCACAUCCUUCGAAGCCAAGGUCGCCGGCAAUCACGUAGACAUUCCGAAAUACGAAGAACUUUUGCUGCCUCGCCUCUAUAAUUGGUUUAUUUAUUCUGCCAUCAGUACUGAUCACCAGUUCUUGGCAGCAGAACGCAGGGUAGUGUCGCUAGCUGCAGAGAUUAUUUCCAUGCUCUCACGAGCAGCUAAUCCUCAGCGCCAAAAAGCUCAGAUAGAUUCUGUUUACUCUGCCUUCUUCAAAGGAGAUCCCCACGCGAUAGCCUUUGGAUUUCCUCGAAUACCUAAAGAUGCUCGAUUCGCACCUUUCAGUGAUUCUGCUUCCGAUGCAGAAAAGAACCUAGUGCCGCUCGCAGCAGCCUGCUUCUAUCCUCUGUACCCUGAGGUUCAGUUGCCGGUUGACGAGAUUCAUCCAUUCAUAAAGUUACUGCUCAAUUGGGGUGUUUAUGAUGCCACAAAUGAACAUCAGGCACAAUCCGCUUGGGGAGUGGGCUCAUCUAUUUUGAACAAACAUAUUGAUGAUUCACCCUCUGCUAUACUGAGGCAACUGAACGAAUUUUGGAGGACCAAUGUUCUUAACAAAGACAUUGAUUAUGAACGGCGGCGUGCUUCAAUCCGUGCCUGGAUAUGGGUUGGGAAGGCGUUGCUACGCCGGGAUCAUCCACAAGCAUCACAGCUUUCUGCACAAUUGAUGGACCUGUUUGAGGAAACACCCAUUAAUCGGGAGGCAGCUUUGGCAAUUGGAGAUAGCCUUCGAACCGAUAUGGUAUUAACAAAGUCCAACCAUGCUGUUGUCAAGAUGCUGCAUGUACAAAAGUAUGUCAAUACCAUGCUGCCAUUGAUAUUAAGUAAUGUUAAUACAUCACAUCCUGCACAACUUUCAUACCUUGCUGCUCUGAGUUCCCUGCUUCACUCUGUGCCUUGUGCUAUCUAUAUCCACCAAGCCUCUGAGCUUAUGCCACUUCUCAUCUGCAGUCUUGAGUUGCCAGAUGUUGACAUUAGAGCAAACAGCAUAAACACACUGUCUGCAAUGUCUAGUAAACAAGCUACACCGAAAAUUCUAGCUCAACAUGCCUCUACCUUGAUUGAUAACAUGCUCAACAUUGGCCUAGAUUUGCUUGGAUCAUCUACACAUUUGCGGAUUGCUGCUCUCCGAUAUUUAGGGCUUUUGCCCUCUUUACUGAAUUAUUCUGUUUUGCAUCCCCACAAGGCCAGGGUGCUAUGGGGAUUGGCCAAAGCUUUGGAUGAUGCCAAGCGUAGU